GGUGGCGGGAGCAGCCGCGGAGCUGUGCUGCCGGGCUGCCGGCCCCGCGGGGAUCUGGAGGAGCGGCGGGGAGCGGAACAUAAUGUUUUCAGAUUUCAUCCAUAUUAUGGCCUCGUCAUUUCUCUGUCCCUCGGCUCGUCCACUGAUGUGUGGGCUUGAGCAUGAUGAACUGUGAACUUCUUGCCACAUGCAGUGCCCUCGGGUACUUGGAGGGAGACACUUACCACAAGGAGCCAGACUGCUUAGAGAGUGUGAAGGACUUGAUCCGCUACCUGAGACACGAGGAUGAGACGCGGGACGUGCGGCAGCAGCUGGGGUCAGCUCAGAUCCUGCAGAGCGACCUCCUGCCCAUCCUCACCCAGCAUCGCCACGACAGGCCUCUCUUUGAUGCCGCUAUCAGGCUGAUGGUGAACUUGACACAACCAGCCCUGCUGUGUUUUGGCGGCGUGCCCCAGGAGCCCAGCCUCCGGCACCACUUUCUGCAGGUGCUGGCUUACUUGCAGGCUUACAAAGAGGCCUUUGCCAGUGAGAAGGCGUUUGGGGUCCUCAGUGAAGCUUUGUAUGAGCUACUGCAGUUGGGCUGGGAGGAACGGCAGGAGGAAGACAACUUGCUGAUCGAGCGCAUCCUGCUGCUGGUCAGAAACGUCCUCCACGUCCCCGCCGACCUUGAGCGGGAGCAGCGGAUCGACGAUGACGCCAGCGUCCACGACCGGCUUCUCUGGGCGCUGCACCUCAGUGGCCUGGACGACCUGCUCCUCUUCCUGGCCAGCUCGCCUGCGGAGCAGCAGUGGGGCCUCCACGUGCUGGAGGUCAUCUCCCUGAUGUUUCGUGACCAGAACCCUGAGCAGCUGGCAGGAGUAGGGCAGGGACGCUUGGCUCAGGAGCGGAGCACAGAUGUGGCGGAGCUGGAGGUGUUGCGCCAGCGAGAGAUGGCGGAAAAGAAGACCCGAGCCCUGCAGCGAGGCAACAGGCAUUCUCGGUUUGGGGGUUCCUACAUCAUCCAGGGCUUGAAAUCCAUUGGGGAGAGGGACCUCAUCUUUCAUAAAGGUCUCCACAAUCUCCAAAACUACACUUCCGACCUGGGGAAGCAGCCCCGACGGGUGCCUAAGCGUCGCCAGGCUGCCCGGGAGCUGUCCGUCCAGCGCCGCUCCGCCCUCAACGUGAGACUCUUCCUCCGGGACUUCUGCUCGGAGUUCCUGGAGAACUGUUACAACCGGCUCAUGGGCUCGGUGAAGGACCACCUGCUUCGGGAGAAGGCUCAACAGCACGACGAGACCUACUACAUGUGGGCCCUGGCUUUCUUCAUGGCCUUCAACCGAGCUGCCUCCUUCCGGCCAGGCCUGGUUUCUGAGACCCUCAGUGUCCGCACCUUCCACUUCAUUGAGCAGAACCUCACCAACUACUAUGAGAUGAUGCUGACCGACCGCAAGGAAGCCGCCUCCUGGGCACGCCGGAUGCACCUGGCCCUGAAGGCGUAUCAGGAGCUGCUGGCCACGGUGAACGAGAUGGACGUGUGCCCAGACGAGGCUGUGAGGGAGAGCAGCCGCAUCAUCAAGAACAACAUUUUCUACGUGAUGGAGUACCGGGAGCUCUUCCUGGCUCUCUUUCGGAAGUUUGAUGAGAGAUUCCAGCCCCGCUCUUUCCUUCGUGACCUGGUGGAAACCACCCACCUCUUCCUCAAGAUGUUGGAGCGGUUCUGUCGGAACCGCAGGAACCUGAUGGUGCAGAACAAACGAAAGAGAAGAAAGAAGAGAAAGAAGGCAUCUGCUGCUUCUGGCGAUGCCCCCUACAGCCCAGAGGAGCUGGAGGCCGUGUGGCCCUCCCUGGCCGAGCAGCUGCAGUGCUGUGCCCAGGGUUCUGAGCUCGGCUUGGACUCUGCGGUUCCCUUUGACGCGGCCUCAGAGGUGCCGGUGGAAGAGCAGCGGGCAGAAGCCAUGGUGCGGAUCCAGGACUGCCUCCUGGCUGGCCAGGCCCCGCAGGCCCUGAGCCUCCUGAGGUCUGCCCGGGAGGUGUGGCCAGAAAGAGAUGUGUUUGGUGCUCAGGACAUCUCCCCAGAGGAGGAGAUCCAGCUACUGAAGCAAAUCCUCUGGGCCCCGCUCCCCCGCCAGCAUGGGCUGGAGGAACAAGGGGCGGAGCAAGAGGACGAAGAGGAGGAGGAGGAGGAGGAAGCGCUGGACGUGGUCCAGGUGUCGGAGAGAGAAUUUAACUUUCUGGACUACCUGAAACGCUUUGGAAACGCGACUGUGCUCCGAGCCUACCUGCUGCUGCUGCGGAGCUACAAGCAGAACAGCGCCCACACCAACCACUGCGUGGUCAAGAUGCUGCACCGGCUGGCCCACGAUCUCAAGAUGGAAGCCCUGCUUUUCCAGCUUUCCCUCUUCUACCUCUUCAACCGUCUGCUCAGCGACCCUGCCGCCGGGGCCUACCAAGAGCUGGUGACUUUUGCCAAGUAUAUCCUGGGCAAGUUCUUUGCUUUGGCCGCUGUCAACCAGAAAGCCUUCGUGGAGCUGCUGUUCUGGAAGAACACCGCUGUGGUUCGAGAGAUGACCGAGGGCUACGGCUCCCAGGACGGCGGAUCUUCUGGCCGCAGACUCCCCAGGUGGAGCCCAGAGGAGGAGGCCCAGCUUCGGGAACUGUACCUUGCGCAUAAGGACGUGGAAGGUCAGGAUGUGGUGGACACCAUCUUGGCGCACCUGAAAGCCGCUCCUCGGACACGCAGGCAGGUCAUCCACCACCUGGUGCGGCUGGGGCUGGCCGACAGCGUCAAGGACCUCCCGAGGAAAGGAACCCAGAUCGUGCUGUGGACGGAGGACCAGGAGCUCGAGCUGCAGCGGCUCUUUGAGGAGUUCCAGGACUCCGACGAUGUCCUGGGUAACAUCAUGAAGAACAUUACAGCCAAACGCUCACGGGCCCGAAUAGUGGAUAAACUGCUGGCUCUGGGGCUGGUGGCUGAGCGGCGGGAGCUGUACAAGAAACGCCGGAAGAAGCUGGCACCCUCGAGCUUGCCUGAUGAAGAGGAAUCGUUGCACGAUUUUUGCCAGGAAGAUCUAGAUGAAGAGGAAAACGUGCCAGAGAAAGAGGAUGAAGAGGAAGACGGCGGCUCAGAAGCAGAGCAAGCCCAGGCUGGCUCCGUCCUUUCAGCUGAAUGCCUUGGGCAAAGUCUGCACCAGGAAGGCUUUUCCGCUCCCCUCCUCUGGCUCCAGAACUGCCUCCUCCGAGCAGCAGAUGAUCGGGAAGAGGUUGGCUGCUCCCAGGCAGUUCCAGUGGUGCCACUGACAGAAGAAAAUGAGGAAGCGAUGGAAAAUGAACAGUUUCAACAGCUGUUGCGAAAGCUAGGGGUUCGGCCUCCUGCCUCUGGACAGGAAAUCUUCUGGCGAAUUCCAGCCAAACUGAGUCCCACCCAGCUCCGGAGGAUGGCAGCUUCCUUGAGCCAAGCAGAAGGGGAGGAGAAGCUUCAUUUAGGAUUAGAAUCUAAGGUCUCUGGGGAGCCAGGCCUAGAGGAGGAGCACCAACAGGAGGAGGAGCACCAACAGGAGGAGGAGCACCAACAGGAGCACGGAGCACAUGCCUUGAAGACCCUCCUGUUAGCCCGGAAAAAGAAAGCAGGCCUGGUGUCACCAGAGGAGGAAGGGACCAGUGGUGGGAAAGAGCAGCUGAUGAUGGCACCCAAGAAGCGACAACUGCUGGACAGUGAUGAGGAGCAGGAGGAAGAUAAAGCACCAGAGUUGGGAGUUCCAGGAAUCCGGAAGAAGAAACGGUUUCAGAUUGAGGAUGAUGAUGAAAGCGACUGAAGGUGCAGAUGCCCAGGGCAGAGAUAAACCCCAUUUUUAGGUGGUGAUUUUGAAUCCGAGUUUGGAGGGGCAUACAGGACUGGAAGCCCUCUUACUGGACAGCAGCUGUGGCGCCCCAGACUUCUGCCUGGGUUUAGAGUCCAGGAAGGCCAGGCCACAGUGUCGGCCUCCUGUUGCUUCCUCCUCCUCCCAGUUUUAUCUGUGUGUCUCAGUCGCUCUCUGGAGACUUAUUCCUCUGCUUUGGUUUUAGUAGCACUCCCUGGCAAAGGAGAGGUGUGGUCCAAGGUGUGUAGAAGGCACCUUGGACCCCUCUUAAUGGUCUGUUCUUUUGGCUUUCUGCGGGAGGUGGGUCGCAGCACUCGGUGGGGAGUCUCGUGAUGUGAUAAGUGUGGGUACUGCAGCAUUUUUAAAGGCUCCCCUUCUCAUUUUCUUUCCUGUGAUCACCUUCAAAACACCAGAUUGAGCCCAGUUCCUGCCACUGAAGUAAGGCUGAGAUGGAGUAUUCUUCAGAUGAUUAUGUUUGGUUGGUGUUUGGCAUCAAAUUAAACAUGUAAAAUUUAAAAGUUGCCAAUGUUGAUCUGACUUACCAAUCUAAAUACCCCAACCCUCCACCUGCAUCUUUGUGAAAGAACUUUUAACUGUUAGGUUUAAAAGAAAAGGUCAGCCUUCCCUUUUCUCUUGCUUUCCCUGCAAAAGACACAAAAACAUUCUUACCUCAAAGAUCCUUUGUCCAGGAUAAAUCUUUAGGGUUAAAAGAAUAUGCAUCAGAGCAGACACAUGAAAAGAUGCUCAGUGUUGUUAACCAUCGGAGAAGUGCAAAUUGAAACCACGGUGAGAUAUCACCUGAUACCUAUCAGAGUGGCUGUCAUCAAAAAGACACGGAUAACAAAUGUUAGGCUGUAGAGAACGGGGACCCUUUACACUGUUGAUAGGAACAUACUGGGCUGGCACGACUCAAAUGAACUUUUCUGUCAACCCCAUAAAUUGGUGUAGCCACUGUGGAAAAUGGUAUGGAGGGUCCUAAAAAUAAACACUAAAAAUAGAACUACCAUAUGACCAAGCAAUUCCACUCCUGGGUAUAUAUCUGAAAAAUGAGAACGUUAAUUCACAAAGAUAUAUGCACUCGAGUGUUCAUAAUUAUUUACCAUAGCCAAAAUAUAGAAGUAACCUAAGUGUCUGUCAACAGAAAAAUGGAUAAAGAAGAUGUGGCAAAUAUGUAAUGGAAUAUUACUUAGCCAUGAAAAGGAAUGAAAUUCUGCCAUUUGCAAUAACAUGGAGGGACUGGAAGGGUAUUAUGCUUAGUGAAAUAAGUCAGAUAAAACCUGUAUCACAUGUAUAUGGAAUCUGAAAAAAACAAACUAGUUUCUGGUUGGGAAACAGAAGGGAAAGGAGCAAUUUAGAAGUAGAGAGUUAACAGGUACAAACUGCUAUGCGUAAAAUGAGCCACGAGGAUAUAUUGUAUAGAAUAGGGAAUAUAGGCAGUAAUUUUAUAAUAACUAAAUGGAGAAUAACCUUCAAAAUUGUGACUUGCUAUGUCAUAUAUUUUAUGUUGUACAUCAACUAUACCUCGAGUUAUUUAAAAAAAAAAAAAUGCAUCAAGGGCUUCCCUGGUGGCCCAGUGGUUAAGAAUCCACCUUGAAACUUGGGGAACACAGGUUCAAUCCCUGGUCAGGGAACUAAAAUCCCUCAGACCACUGAGCAGCUAAGCCUGAGCACUGCAACUAGAGGAUCCGUGCACCACAACAAAAGGUCUCACGUGCUGCAACUGAGGCCCUACACAGACAAACAUUAAAAGAAAAUGCGUCAGGAGGAAGCAGGAGACACGGAGGAAAAGUCAGUCUGCAGCCUGGGUCACAGGGAAAGAAGUCUGGGCAAGAAAGGUGGGGAAACACUGCAAAUGUCAUGUGCUUCCCUUUUCUUGGAAACCCUUAGCUUUCUGGCCCUCUUCUGUUUCCAGCUGAGGUGGAGCGGAAGUGAGAUCCAGGAAAUAACUGUCUGGGUUAGGGAGAGGCCUCGGUAAACAAUGGGCUUCCCCGGUGGCUCAGCUGGUAAAGAAUCCGCCUGCAAUGCAGGAGACCUGGGUUCGAUGCCUGGGUUGGGAAGACCCCCUGGAGAAGGGAAAGGCUACCCGCUCCAGUAUUCUGGCCUGGAGAAUUCCAUGGACGGUAUCGUCCAUAGGGUGGCAAAGAGUCAGACACGACUGCGUGGCUUUCACUUCACGUGUGAGUCACCAUGCUUACUGAUCUUCACCCGUGCAGAAUUACGCAUAAAGCUGUCCUUAAUACUAACAAUCUGGUGAUCCAGAAAGAACAGGCUGGUUCUUUGACUCUACUGCUUUUUCAACUUCUCUGACCCUAUAGGAGAACUUCCUGCGGAGUCCGCAUAAGCUGAAUCCUGAGUAUUUUAGAUGCUUCUUUGAGUCACUCAGAGGAGGAAGAAAGCUUCAGCCAGUGUGGAACCCCAAGUCUCUUUAGGGCAAGGCCCGAAGGCCCUCCUGUUAGCCAGCAAAAGGAGAGCAGGUCUGGGGUCCCAAAGGGAUAAUAGCAAGACCGCUACUGAUUACUUACGUCCCAGCCAUGCUGGUGUAGGGGUGAAGUUACUUUGAUGGGAGACCAGGCUGAUAGGGAUUGGCAAAUGAAAACAGCACUCGAGAUUUUCAGGACAGUGGAAGUAUUCUGUAUGAUACUAUAAAGUUUUAUGACAUACAUUUGGUAAAACUGACAGAACUGUGCAAAUGCAAAGAACUGAACCCUAAUGUAAACUAUGGGCCUAGGUAAUAAUAAUAUAUAAUGUUUUAAAUAAUAUAACAAUCAAAUGUGACCACACCAGUAGAAGAUGUUAACAAUAGGGAAACUUAGGGACUGGGGAAGAGGGAAUAUUUGGAAAUUCUGUGGUUCUUGCUUAGUUUUUCUACUAAAACAAUAAACUUUUUUUUUACUCAA
This is a messenger RNA of Dama dama (fallow deer), 6733 nucleotides long. RefSeq names its product timeless circadian regulator (gene TIMELESS). Gene Ontology annotation, cellular component: replication fork protection complex. The record is from RefSeq and is a predicted model, not a curated record. The transcript has 30 exons. Gene Ontology annotation, biological process: DNA replication checkpoint signaling; replication fork arrest; DNA repair. Gene Ontology annotation, molecular function: DNA binding. The coding region runs from base 162 to 3791 and encodes 1209 amino acids. Lineage: Eukaryota; Metazoa; Chordata; Mammalia; Artiodactyla; Cervidae.